Molecule: messenger RNA, 12167 nt
Organism: Pungitius pungitius (ninespine stickleback)
Lineage: Eukaryota; Metazoa; Chordata; Actinopteri; Perciformes; Gasterosteidae
Gene: lama5
Product: laminin, alpha 5
Exons: 80
Coding region: 42-11144 (3700 amino acids)
Biological process (GO): tissue development; regulation of cell adhesion; regulation of cell migration
Molecular function (GO): signaling receptor binding
Source: RefSeq, a predicted model, not a curated record
CUUCCUUCCUUUGGACCCGGAUCGAGCGAACAGGUGUGGAGAUGAUGGCGAGCGGGACGGCGCCUGGCUCCGCGCUCCGCGGGGCUCUGCGCGCCCGCGGGCGGGUGGCGCUGCUGCUGUGGCCGCUCGUGGCGACCUGCUGCUGCCGCUUGGCGUCGGCGCAGGAGCUGCCCCCGACAAACGGGGUGAACGGGUACAGCCUGCACCCACCCUACUUCAACCUGGCCGAGGGCACCAAAAUCACCGCCACGGCGACCUGCGGAGAGGACGACGCCGGCAGAACCCUGCAGGACCUGUACUGCAAGCUGGUGGGAGGCCCGGUGUCCGGAGACCCGAGCCAGACCAUCCAGGGACAAUACUGUGACAUCUGCAGCCAGGGCGACGGCGACCGCGCUCACCCCAUCACCAACGCCGUGGACGGAACGGAGCGGUGGUGGCAGAGCCCGCCCCUGUCUCGCAGCACGGAGUACAACGAGGUGAACGUCACCCUGGACCUGGGACAGGUCUUCCACGUUGCCUACGUGUUGAUCAAGUUUGCAAACUCCCCUCGUCCUGACCUUUGGGUCCUGGAGAGAUCCGUCGACUUUGGUCAGACUUACCAACCGUGGCAGUACUUUGCCUCCUCCAAGAGAGACUGUAUUGAGCGUUUUGGACAGAGUACCAUUGAGAGGAUCAGCAAUGACAACGACAUCGUCUGCACCACCGAGUACUCCCGUAUAGUCCCGCUGGAGAAUGGAGAGGUUGUCGUGUCCUUGGUGAACGGGCGGCCCGGGGCUUUGAACUUCUCCUACUCGCCGGUGCUGAGGGACUUCACCAAGGCCACCAACAUCAGGCUUCGUUUCCUCAGAACCAACACGCUGCUGGGACACUUGAUGGGAAAGGCGCUCCGUGACCCCACCGUCACCCGCAGGUAUUACUACAGUAUCAAAGACAUCAGCAUCGGAGGACGCUGUGUGUGUAACGGACAUGCUGAAGCCUGCGACGCCGAUGAGCCAAACAACCCCUACAGGUUACAAUGUGACUGUCGGCACAACACCUGCGGCCUGUCUUGUGACCAGUGUUGCCCCGGCUACAACCAGUUACCGUGGAAGCCAGCCACCACCUACAGUGCCAAUGAGUGUGAACCGUGUAACUGUCACCGUCACUCGUUUGACUGUUACUACGACCCCGAGGUGGAUCGGCAGAGAGGCAGCAUCGACAUCCACGGACACAACAGAGGAGGAGGAGUCUGCCUCAACUGCCAGCAUCACACCACCGGAGCCAACUGUGAGCGCUGCAUCCCCACCUACUACAGGUCACCUGACCACGGCAUCGAGUCCCCAUUGGCCUGCGCACCGUGUGACUGUCAGUCAGAGUUCACAGAUGGUACCUGUGAGGAUCUGACCGGUCGCUGCUUCUGCAAACCAAACUACACCGGAGAGAACUGUGACUCCUGCGCCAGCGGCUUCAUGAGCUUCCCAGACUGUUACCCCAUACCCAUCUCCAACAACAACGGCGAAGCCAAACCCGCAGGAGAGAUCAUCAACUGUGAGUGCAGUGCAGCCGGUACUGUAGAGAACUCCUGCAGGCCGGACCCCCGAACCCGCACCUGCGUCUGCAAACCGGGUUUCACUGGUGGCCAUUGCGACACCUGCGCUCCCGGUUUCUAUGGACCCAACUGUCAGGCCUGUCAGUGUUCAGGUCCCGGCUGUCUGGAUGGGUCAUGUGAUUUGGUGACAGGUCACAGUGUGUGCCGGAGUGGUUUCCAGGGUUACCAGUGCGACCAGUGUGCACCGGGCUACUUCAACUACCCGCUCUGCCAAUUGUGCGGCUGUAGUACAGUGGGCUCCUUGCCUGAAGGUUGCGACGCGUCUGGCCGUUGUCUGUGUAAACCAGAGUUUCAGGGUCCUCGGUGUGAGCAGUGCAAAUCUGGAUUCCACUCAUACCCCAACUGUCAAGUGUGCACAUGUGAUCCUCGCACCUCAUUGGACUCCAGCUGCACCGCGUCCGGUCACUGCCACUGCCAGCCCAACUACAGCGGCGUGUCAUGUGACCAGUGCGCUCCUGGUUACUAUGCUUACCCAAGCUGCACACCAUGCCAGUGUUCUGCAGAGGGCUCCCGCUACAUCAGCUGUGACCAGGUGACAGGACAGUGUGUGUGUCUGCCCAACGUGGCGGGGCUGCGGUGUGACAGCUGUGCACACGGCGCCUACGGCUUCCCCAACUGCAGAGCUGGUACCUGCCACCCUUCGGGCUCUGUUCAGUAUGCGGUGCCACCACCAGUGGGCCAGUGUGAGUGCCGUCGCCAUGUGGAGGGCCCGGCCUGUGACAAAUGUAAAGCUCUGUUCUGGAACCUCUCCCCUGACACUCCUGAUGGAUGCACCAACUGUGAGUGCAACACUGCAGGUACCAUCAGUGGGGUUGCAGAGUGUGCACAGGCGACUGGUCAGUGUUACUGUAAGCCCAACGCCUGCAGUGGAACCUGCUCCACCUGUAAAGAAGGCUAUUACAACCUGCAGGAGCACAACUACUUUGGCUGCCAAGGUUGCCAGUGUGACAUUGGAGGUUCAGCGGGUCAGUCUUGUGGAGAGAGGAACGGCCGUUGUCGCUGCAGACCUAACGUGGAGGGACAGCAGUGUAAUCUACCUCGUCCAGAUCAUUACUUCCCAGACCUCCAUCACCUGAAGUUUGAGAUUGAGGAGGGGACCAUGCUGGAUGACCGGCCAGUGCGAUUCGGCUACAACCCUCUGGAGUUCCCGGACUUCAGCUGGAGGGGUUAUGCUCAGAUGUCCCCCGUCCAGUCCAAAGUGUUGGUGACGGUGUCGGUCAGCUCUCCAGACCUCUUCCAUGUGGUGCUGCGCUACGCCAAUAGGAGGGGUUCGGAUGUCUGGGGCCGGAUGUCGGUUAUAGACGAAGGCAUGAACUACUACUGUGGUAACUGUUCAGAGCAGUCCAAACAAAUUGUUUUUGUUCCCAGUAUGGAGCCGACUUUUGUCAACGUUCCGCAGAACAAUUUUGUGGAGCCGUUUGUCCUGAACCCGGGAACCUGGACUGUUGUUAUAGAGGCAGAAGGAAUCCUGCUGGACUACCUCGUACUUCUGCCCAGUGCCUACUACGAAGCCCCCAUCCUGCAGAUCAGAGUGACUGAGCCCUGCUUCUACACCUCUGUGCCUGAAGCCAGCCACAACUGUCUGCAGUACAGAUAUCUGUCUCUGGACUCCUUCCCCUCCAUCUCCGGCAAUGAUGCCAGCUGUCGCAACGACAACCACCUGCCGCGCCCCUGCCCGACUGAGAAGGUGACCCCGCGUCACCCAGACAUGGCCGUCUGCAGCGGAUACGAUAUCAGCGUGGAGCUGCGAGGACGUCUGCCGUCUGCGGGCAAUUACGUUCUGGUGCUGGAAUACUCCAGUGAGGAAGAGAUGCCACAAACUCUGUCCGUCACUGUAAACGUGGCGGGAGCACGAACACACAAGCACCGCGUGACCCUGCAGCACUGCAAAUACAGCUUCCUGUGUCGAGUUGUGGCGAUCGACGGACAAAGCAGAGCGGCCGUCUUUUCUCUCCCCUCCGAUGCCGAGAUCCAGCUCAGCUCCGACCGGGCCAGCUUCUUCCUGCACAAAGUGUACCUGGUGCCUAAAGACGAGUUUACCAUGGAGUACGUUAAACCUAAAAUCCACUGCAUCAGCACUCAUGGACAGUUCUCACCUGACAGUUCCUCCUGCAUCCCCUCACGCUUCCAGACGCCGUCGGACUCGCUGGUCCUGAAAGAAGGCCAGAGCUCUUCCAUGCAGGAGCCCGUCCUGGCCUCCCCAGCAGCAGCUUCUCCUCUGCCCUCCUACCAGAGGGUCAACCCGGCCUGGACGGGAGGAGACAGGCCUCCCCACGGAGCAGAUAACGGCGACCAUAUCAGGCUGGAUUCAGUGCAGAAUGCAGCAGUGUACUCCACCCGUGUCCAAAGCCUGGGACGUUACGUCUUCAUCCUCCACUAUCACCAGCCUCUCCAUCCCAACUACCCCGUGCAGGUGUACAUUAAUGGUGGACGGAUCUGGCAAGGCUACGCCAACGCCUCCUUCUGUCCUCACGCUUACGGCUGCCGUAACGUCCUGGUGUCUGAGAACCAGAUCAUUCUGGAUGUGACGGACCACGAGGUCUUCCUCACCGUGCAGAUACCUGCUGGCAAGACGCUGUGGCUGGAUUAUGUGUUGGUCGUGCCUGAGAGCAGCUACAGCUCCAACUCCCUGACCGAGGAGCCUCUGGAUAAAUCCUACGACUUCAUAAGCAACUGUGGACAAAGCAGCUUUUACAUCAACCCCGCCACCGCUUCUCCGUUCUGCCUCGGCUCGGCGGCGUCUCUGUCGGCCUUCUUCAACAACGGGGCGCUGCCCUGUGCCUGCCACGAGGUCGGCGCCGAGAGCGACACCUGCGAGCAGUUUGGCGGCCAAUGCCGCUGCCGGCCCAACGUGAUCGGCCGGGACUGCUCCAUGUGCGCCACGGGCUUCUGGGGAUUCCCCAACUGCAGGCCCUGUAACUGUGGUACGAGGUUAUGUGAACCAGUGACCGGCGACUGUAUCUGCCCUCCGAGGACCGUGCUGCCUGAGUGCACCCAGUGCGAGCCCCAGACGUUUGGCUGCCACCCGCUGGUCGGGUGCGAGGUCUGCAACUGCUCUCGGCCGGGCAUCUCCUCCCCCGAUGUGAAUUGCGACACCUUCAGCGGGCAGUGCAGAUGUAAGGACAACGUCGUUGGACGUCAGUGCGACCGCUGCUCCCCUGGUUUCUACGGUUACCCCAACUGCAGGCCGUGUAAUUGCAACGAGGCCGGAACCGAAGAGGAAGUGUGCGACUCGUACACAGGACAGUGUCUGUGCAAGGAAAACGUCCAAGGUUCCCGAUGCGACCAGUGCCGACUUGGUACAUUCCAUUUGGAUCCAACCAACCCCAAGGGCUGCACCAGCUGCUUCUGCUUCGGAGCCACCGACCGCUGCCGCAGCUCCGAAAAGAGACGCAAAGAGGUGAUGGAUAUGGAGGGCUGGGUGUUGCUUGGAGCAGACCGACAGGAAGUGCCGGUCGUGGUGUAUCCCGAUCAGGACCUUGUUGAGGCUGACCUCAGCGAUGUGCCCGAUGUCUACCAGGACAUUCACUGGCACGCACCAAAGACUUACCUGGGAGACAAGGUCUCCUCCUACGGAGGUUAUCUGAGGUAUCGUCUCCACACUCAGACCAUGAGAGGAGACGUGUUGUCUCUGCCUGCAGAAGCCUCCAGGCCUGAUAUCAUUCUCAAGGGUAACCAGAUGACCCUGGUGUUCAUGGAGAGGGAGUACUCCUCACCUGAGGAGCCUCACCUGGGAAUCGUUCACAUGGUUGAGGGAAGUUUCCGUCACGCUCAAACUGGUAACUCUGUGUCUCGGGAGGAACUGAUGAUGGUCCUGGUUGGUCUGGAGUCUCUUCAGAUCCGAGCGAUACACUCCCAGUCCGCCCACUCGGUGUCGUUACGCGGCGCCGUGCUGGAGGCCGCAGAGAAACUGCCUGCCGGUCGCCAUGCCAACAACGUGGAGAUCUGCAUGUGUCCUGCCAAUUACAUGGGAGACUCUUGUCAGAAAUGUGCUCCGGGUUACUACAGAGACACUAUUGGCCUGUUUUUGGGGAAAUGUGUCCCCUGUAAUUGUAAUGGACACUCUGACCAGUGUGUGGACGGAUCUGGAAUCUGUUCGAACUGCCGGCACAACACAGCCGGGGACCACUGUGAGAUCUGCCAGGGUGGGUUUCUCGGCAACAACAGCCUUGACGGACAGGCAGUGGCAUGCUCCAGUUGUCCCUGCCCACUAAGGGUCGCAUCCAACAACUUUGCAGAAGGCUGCGUGCAGAAAACCGACAGGAUGCAGUGUUUGUGUAUGCCGGGUUACGCUGGACCUCACUGUGAAAGGUGCGCCCCUGGUUACUACGGCAACCCCAUGGUGCUGGGCAGCCGGUGCCAGCUCUGCCAUUGCCACGGCAAUACGGACCCCAACAUGCUGUUCACAGACUGCCACCCGCUGACGGGGGAGUGUCUCAGCUGCAUGCAUAACACGGGCGGCCCUCACUGUGACAUCUGCGCCCCUGGUUACUACGGAGACGCGGUCACUGCCAAAAACUGCACUAAGUCUAACUGCUCCCCAUGUGGCACCGAGUCAUGUGACCCUCAAACUGGACAGUGUCGCUGUAAAGCUGGAGUCACCGGACCGAGCUGUGACCGCUGUGAAGUCGGCUCAUUUGGCUUCGAACUGUGCUCCGGUUGCCGUCAUUGCGACUGCGACGCCUCCGCCGCCCUCGUACAGACGUGCGACCCUCAGAGCGGUCAGUGCGCCUGUCAGCCCGGCGUCAACGGGCCAAACUGCAAACAGUGCGCUCCUGGAUACUGGGACUACGGACCCAACGGAUGCAAGAAGUGCAGCUGUAGAGGAGGUCGCUGUGACCCGCGCACAGGAGAGUGCCGCUGUCCCGACGGGAUGACAGGAAAACAGUGUGACACCUGCAAGCAAAAAUACAGCGUGACCGUGGAGCACCACGACGGCGUGCACUGCGAACCGUGUGACAGCUGUGUCAUCGUCUUGUUGGAGGAUCUUGACAAAUUGAACGACGACUUCAACUCGGUAGCCGGUCAGCUGAGCAGCCUGAACGCCAGCUCCAUGGCCUGGGCUCAGCUCCACGGCCUCAACAAGUCUGUGGAGGAAACCGCCAGCGCCCUCGAGAACUACAACAGUACGCUGGAAGACAGCAGGAGUCGAGCUGACCUGCUGGACGCCGAAAUCACGAAUAUCAUUGAUGACAUUGAUGAACUGCACGGCAAGGCGACAGUGUUGACUGACAGGGUCGGUGACCUGCAGGACAGAACCAACAACACACACCAGAGGGCCCAAGACCUGCUGUCCUUCAUCAAAAACAUGACUAUGGAUUUAAAAGACAUCACGAUGAUGGCAAACCGGACUUCGCUGAAUGACACCGAGGCCGAGUACGACAACGGGGACAGGGAGAAGAAGAUGAGGGAUGUCCAGGCCAUGCUGAGGGAGAUGAGGUACAGGAGUUGUGUGGGACAGAAGAAACUGGCUGACAAAGAGAAGACUGCGGCGCAGAAAUUGCUGGACCGCGUUACCAAGGAGUUGGCAGGUCGUCAGGUGGAAAACAGCGACUUGGCCAGAGCCAUCAGAGACCGCUUGGCCGGCUUCCACUCGCAAAUGAUGGACCUCCGAGACGCCCUGAACGAAGCCGUGAACAACACUGCCGUCGCCGCGGAGAUCAACAACGUCAACGAGAAGACUCUGGAGGACAACCAGAGGAGGAUAGAAGACGUGCUCUCAAAGCGGAAGGAGGUGAUCGACCAGCUGUCCAUGGCAGAAGACGACGUAGCGCAGGUCAACGAUGCCUUGUCCAUGCUGCACGACUCCAAAGAGGAGUACGAGCGUCUGGCGGCCCAGCUGGACGGCGCCAGGACACCUUUGGAAAAGAAAGUGGAGAACUUUGCGUCGGUCGACUCCAAAAUUCCUCUGGUGGAGGAAGCAGAGAAACACGCUGAGCUGCUGAACACUUUGGCCAUGAACCUCUCCAGUGUGGUAACCGAAACCAAGAGGGAUGGUAUUGUGGAUGUAACACAAUCCUACAACAAGAUCAUCAGGAGUAUCAAAGAGGCAGAGGAGGCAGCCAACAUGGCCUACAAGGCUGCUAACGACACAAUGGAGAACAUUAAGGACCAGGAUCUCGGCCAAAUCGCUGGUUCUCUUAAGAACCACAGUGUAGAGCUGAAGGAGGAGGUCAAGGAUCUAAGUGAUGAACUCAACAACGAACUGAAGCCACAGCUGGAAGAAGCUCAGAGGCGACUAGACGAAGCCAAAACCAAACAGCUGGAUGUGAGGAAAGACCUGGCAGAUGUUCAAAACAACCUCAACUUCACUACAAACGCGAGUCAAGAGAUCGACGAGGCAAAGCAAGCAGCAGAUCUGGCAAACACCACGGCAACGCGAGUCAGCGAUGCCCUGCGUCCCAUUAAAGAGCAGCUGGACCAAUGGGAGCAGACUUAUGGAGACGCCAACUCCACCAAUGAUGACAUCAACAACGUCCUGAUGGAGGCCAACAAGACUGUGAACGCACUCGGCGAGACUAUUCCUUUGCUCAUGAAGAAGCUGGAUAAACUGCAGAACCAAUCCGUACUGAUGCCAAACAUCUCGGAGAACAUCAGCCGCAUCCGGCAGCUCAUACAGCAGGCGCGCAACGCUGCCAGCAAGGUGAGCGUGUCGGUAAAGUUUAACGGCUCGUCCAGCGUCCAGGUCCGUACUCCUCGUAACCUGGCCGACCUGGCGGCCUACACCUCCUUGAAGUUCUACAUCACUCUGCCGGAGGCAACGCGAUCCAGGCGGCAGGACGACAGUGACCAGCAGUUUAUCUUCUACCUCGGCAACAAGGAUUCAAGUAAGGAGUUCCUGGGCCUGGUGUUGGUGGGAAAAAGACUGCAGUGGUACUUCAAUGUCGGAGGAGAAACUGCUGCGGUGCUCAUGGCUGAAGAUGUCAUGUCUAAUGGAAACUUCAACAGCGUGGUGCUGGAAAGGAUCCUACAGUACGGCCAAAUGUCCAUGUCGUCAGAAGCCUCCGAGGGGGACCAAUUGGUCACCAAAGCCUACGUGGAAGCUGCGGGGGAUCAGGGGUUGCUCAACCUGCUGACCGACGACACCGUCUUCUUUGUGGGGGGAUAUCCAAGUAGUUUUAAGCCCCCCCCCCCGCUGGCUCUGCCUUACUUUAAGGGCUGUAUCGAGUUGGAUACGCUCAACGAGGAAGUGCUCAGUCUGUAUAACUUUGAAAACAUCUUCCAACUUAACACCACAGCGGAGAGACCUUACGGCAGGUCCAAGCCGAUAGCGACUCAGCCCUGGGUGAACGACGCAGCUUACUUUGACGGUACCGGCUUUGCUGAGAUCACCUUGUCUGGUGAAACGACCUCCGUUCAGCGCUUUGAACAGGAAGUCAAGCUGCUCUCGCACAAAGGAAUACUGCUCAUGCUGCAAAAGGAGAAUCACUUCCUGUGUCUGGCGGUACUUGGGGGCAGGCUGAAGGUUUUCUAUGACUUCAGCGGUGAACUGAUGGAGCUCGAGCCCAAAGACCCUUCAUCUGAAUUCCUGAUGAUCAGUGACGCAGACCCCAAAGCUCUGGAGAUCAUCAUCAUGCGAAGUACGAACCUUAUGGUGGUGAGAAACAACCGCGUUGGCCUCUACACCCACAAGUUCGCAGAGAGCAUCCCUGAGUUCGGCAGCAGCUACUACCUCGGAGGAGUACCGGAGCAGAUGAUGCCUGAGAAGUUGAAGACUGUGUUUUCAAAUCGGGGUGCUGUGAAGGGCUGUUUCAGGAAUGUGAAGGCCCAGACUUCUCACAUCGACCUGAAGAGGAUGAAGAACUCCGGAGUCAGUUUUGGCUGCGACAGUGACCUGUUGGUUGCUCGGGGGGCUUAUUUCUCUGGUCAGAGCUACCUGGACUUGUCCCUGUCCAACGUUCCCACUCUUGGAAAUAACUUCUACUCCAGCUUCGGCUUCAGGACCGGGCAGAAGGAGGGACUCAUGUUCUACCACCACGAUCAGGACGGAGUGUGUCAGGUGCUAUUGCAGGAGGGCCGGGUCAUAGUGAGAGCUGGCGACCGUGAGAUUAAAACGCAAAAGACGUACAACGAUGACAACAGCCACUACAUUGCUCUCUACAACAACAUCAACGGGAUGCGUCUGUAUGUGGAUGACGUGCUGGAGAAGGCCAAGGAGGGCACGGUGGAGAGCGGGGGGCCUAGUGUCACGACCACGGAGGGAAGCACCUUCCUGGGAGGAAUGCCCGACCAGAGCCUCGCCAAUCUCACAGGAUGUGUCAGCAAUGUUUUCAUCAGGAGUGAAAAGGGUGCUCAGAUGGUAUUGAACCUGCUCAAGGUGAAAGAAAACGUCAACGUUCCUCUCGCCUGUCCUGCUGCCAAAAAACCUCAGCAGAUCGUCGCUGCCCGGCCCAAAAACAGCAACAAAUCCAAGGGAAAGAACAAGAAGCCCUCUGGGGCUCGGAGCCGUAACACCAGGGCGUCCUGUCGGGGCGAGCGGACGGACCGGGAUGCCGGAGCGACGCACUUCAGCGGCUCCACACACAGCUACCAGAGAUACACCCUGCAGGCCGGCUCGCUCAGUUCAAUGCCUCAAAUCUCCAUGGCGGUGAGGAUCAACUCCUCUGAUGGCUCGGUGCUGUACGCAGCCGGCGGACCGCGCGGCGCGGCUGUGAUGUCACUCAGCGUGUCAGGCGGCCACCUGUUGCUCUUGCUGGACGGAGGGAAGAGGAAGGUCAGCCUGCGGAGCCGCAAGAAGUACAACGACAACCAGUGGCACAGGGUGUUUAUAAAGCGCCAAGGAGAGAAGAUCAGCCUCAUACUGGAUGGUAUCGACGCCCAGUCAAAGAGAAUCCCCGGAGGAGACGGGACUCGUCUGUCUGGGCUUUCUUUAUAUGUCGGAGGAGUCCCGCCCUCGCUGAGGGCUCCAGGCUCUAGUGGCUUCGCCGGUUGUGUCAGGGACCUGACGCUGAACGAAGCCCGUCCAGGGAGCCCCGCUCACAGCCAGGGGACGGUCCCCUGCUUCCAGAGUCCUCUGCAGCCCGGAGCAUAUUUCUCUGGCCAGGGAGGACACAUGGCGAUAGAUGAGUCCUUAGUUUUGGGUCGGGAUCUGGAAAUCCAGUUGGAGGUUCGGCCCGUCUUGGACUCUGGGCUGCUGUUUCAUGCUGGGACAUCACCUGACCAGCGCCUGAGUUUGGUCCUCAACCAGGGAGAGGUGACGGUUUCGUUUAACAGCGGUAAAGGUGAAUUCUCUACCUCCUUCACUCCUGAGGAACCUCUAUGUAAUGGCCGCUGGCACACGAUCACAGUGGUGAAGAAGAACAAUGUCCUGCAGCUCCAUGUGGAUGGAGAUACGCAGCACAGCGUCGGCCCCAAACAGAGCCGGUCUGCGGGGUCCAAAGAGACCGUUUACCUUGGAGGGGUACCCGACGGCGUCACCGUCCCGGGUCUACCUGCAGGUUUGCCGGUCUUUCACGGCUGCGUCCGCGCAGUGACGAUCAACCGCCGACCCGCCAUGUUGUCCAAGCCCCUCGCUGUGCACGGAGCCGUGGGGACGCAGGGCUGCCCUCACAUGUAAACCCAACACACACUCAAUCUUAUCCUCACAUACCCGACUGCAAAUUACUGGUGGUGGGUGUCAUGUUACUGUAGCUAAUUUAAAAUAUAUAUUAAUAUUUAUUUUCUAUUUUCAGAAAAAUGUAUAUUUUCUAUUUUACAGUUUGUUGUUGCAAUAUUACUGGUUUGUCUUUGUGCUAGAGGGUGCUAUAACGACUGCCGCCGCAGAGAUGCACUGAUACAAGGGAGCGAACAUCAGCGCUUUAAUUGCCUGGCUUUUGGAAGCAAAAGGUGCAAGAUUCAUUUCCUGAAUCCAGUGUUUCCCCUACCAUUAAAUUAGCGCCACCCUGAAAAAGUCUGGAAUUUAAAAAAAUCAAAACAUUUGCUUAGCAGCAGUAGGGCCGAUUCGCCUCGACACCAUCGGACAGAGAUAACUACCUCCCCCCCCCGAGGUUGUAAACCUAGGUGAAACACUGCAUUAUAAAUAGUUAGAAAUACAUGCAGCUGUGUAUUGUGCAUCUCUAGCAAAAUGUUAAGAGUCGGUACACUGUGAACCCGUAUGUAUGAGCAAUGUCCCCUGGAACUGGCACUAUGACUGGACAUUUUGGGAUCAUUAAGAGUCUCAGUGAAAAUCCAAAACGCAAUUAUAACCAUUUAGGUAGACGAUCGCUGCCUUCUUUGCCUCACAAUCCAUUUUAAUAUUGCAGCUUUCAGGUCAACCACCACUAGAAGGGUGCACAUGUCAAUAUCCCAAUCAGAAAGGCGUAAUGUAUCUGACGUCAGUCAUUCCGGGUAAUAAAACCCAAAUUUACUGGAAUUAAUUCCUAUAUGAAGAUAACUAACAACCACCCCAUCUGCCAGCUCGUGUGCUGACUCAGGGAACAUUUCCCAUCUCUAUUCCAUCAUAAUUGUAAACAUGUACCAAACAUGUGUGUGAAAUCUUGUAUGUAAUCUAACCACUUUUAAAAAGAAAUUCACAAAGAAUAAGCUAUCACUCCCAGACCCCAUGUUUCUAAAUGUGUUUAAAUAAAAUCUUUUUACAAAU